Molecule: messenger RNA, 991 nt
Organism: Notechis scutatus (mainland tiger snake)
Lineage: Eukaryota; Metazoa; Chordata; Lepidosauria; Squamata; Elapidae
Source: RefSeq, a predicted model, not a curated record
AUGGUUAUGGUUCCAGAGCUUUCUCAGAUUCACGUUCUCGAGAUGCCAUCUAAGACAUCAAUCUGUACCUUGAAGCCGGAGACGGAUGCUAAACUGGGCAUGCCCAUGUCUCUGAGGAUGUGGCAGCCCAACACUGGCUCGCAUCCUCUCCUUUUGGCCGGCUAUGAGGACGGAUCGGUGGUUCUAUGGAAUCUGUCCCUGGGACAAAUGCUGAGUCGGCUCACCUGUCAUCAGGAGCCGGUCAUGAGCCUUGACUUCGAUGCGGAGAGGACCAAGGGAGUAUCCGGUUCCUCGGAGAAGCAGCUUUGCGUCUGGAGCCACAAGGGGCAGGAGAAACUGGAGCUUCAACAAACGUACCAGCUCACCAAUCCUGGGAUCUCCGAGGUGACGCUACGUCAAGACAAGAAGAUCUUGGCAACAGCCGGCUGGGAUCACCGCAUCCGCCUCUUCGGCUGGAAGAAGCUGAAGCCGUUAGCUGUCUUGGACUACCACACGUCAACGGUCUACUGCGUAGCCUUCUCAGAUCACAAGAAGCCCAGUGAGAGACUAAUGGCAGCUGGCUCCAAGGAUCACCGCAUCAGUGUCUGGUCAAUAUAUAAUCAGACAUGAAAGGAGGACUGGAGAAGAGCAACAUUUGCGGAGCUCAAAGAUGAGAGGGGACCAACGACUGUCCUACCAGAUGGAAGGAGAACGUCAACCAGUCACUUGUCCUAUGGAAUGGAAGGAGAAUAUCAAUUUUAGCAUAAGCUCAUGUUGAGUUCAAUUCCAGGGAAAUCCUUGGAGAAUCCUUGGGUGGGAGCCCCUCUCGGUCAGCUCCCCAUUGCUACUGGUUGCCUAGUGACUGACCAAAGGUCUCCUAAUGUCCCUUUUACUACUCAGUAAUCUUACAAUGCUGAGCAAGGAUGGUUACCACCACACAUUUGUUAUGACAAGGGUCUCUUUCUUUCCCUCCCUCUCCCUCUCUCUCUCUCCCUCUCUCUCCCGCUCUCAC